Dermacentor silvarum is the source of this 789-nucleotide messenger RNA. Its product is annotated as renin-like. Gene Ontology annotation, molecular function: aspartic-type endopeptidase activity. Gene Ontology annotation, biological process: proteolysis. Lineage: Eukaryota; Metazoa; Arthropoda; Arachnida; Ixodida; Ixodidae. The transcript has 6 exons. The record is from RefSeq and is a predicted model, not a curated record. Bases 1 to 789 code for a protein of 262 amino acids.
AUGGACAGUCCCGACCAAAAUGCCCGGUAUCACUGCUUCGGUAGCACAGGAGAACUGGAGAAAAUUGACGGAGCCAUCCGGGAGGAGCAGUAUGUCGGGCCAUUGACGCGGCUUCCAGGAAGGCUUGUCGUAUUUGCCUUCAUCCCCAGGCCACGACUGAGCAACGAAAUAAUAAGCGGUGGCCAUAACUACAGCGGGAACUACUGGCAGGCUGGUGGAGUCGUGACUGUACCUCUCAAGGCCACUAAUACUCAAUACUACGGUGUCAUCAGCAUCGGAACACCACCGCAAACUUUCAGAGUUGUCUUUGACACAAAUUCUAAUGUUACAUGGCUGCCUUCAGUUGGCUGCAGCAAGGCACAAUGCGGUGAUCGCAAGCUGUAUGACAACCGCAAGUCCUCUUCGUACUCUCACUACGGAAUAUGGGUUGAAGUACCGUCUUUCGCUGGUGAUGGCAUCAAAGGAACUGCGGCUCGUGAGACCAUCGUCAUAGGUGGCAUCAAGCUCACGGACCAGCUGUUUAUUGAAGCAACCGUCAUCGAUCCUAAGAUAUACAACAAUCUACCGUUCGAUGGUGUCGUAGGCCUCGGAACAGAGCCGCAACUUCCUGAGCACUGGUCCGUCUUUGAUACGAUGAACCAGCGAUACCUGCUGGACAUGCCUUUAUUCGAUUUAUACUUUCAUAAAACACGUGACGGCGCAGAUGGUGAGAUUAUGUUUGGAAAUUAUGACACGGCCCAUUAUCAAGGAGUCUAUUCAUGCUGCGUCUUCCUGGACAAGACUGCAUAA